Molecule: messenger RNA, 630 nt
Organism: Westerdykella ornata
Lineage: Eukaryota; Fungi; Ascomycota; Dothideomycetes; Pleosporales; Sporormiaceae
Exons: 1
Coding region: 1-630 (209 amino acids)
Source: RefSeq, a predicted model, not a curated record
AUGUCCGAUGUUACUGGCGAACCGCAGGUCGACAAUUCCUCUGAAUGUAGCUCGAAGUUUGGAAAGAUCACCUUCGGUAACACCAUGGACGUGGAUGGGGACAUUUACAACCUGUACAGGGUGACAGUAACCCUUCCUGCUGGACACCCUUCUCAAAUCAUUGACAACCUAGACAAGGAGCCCGCCUACGAUGACGCCGUAUCGCGACACAGACUCGCCGCCCUUGUGAACCUCAAUAUGACCCGCGAUGAGUACGACAGCAGAACCGGCCCCUUAACAGCACACGAUAUUGGAGUUGCAUUGGGAGACAGCGAGUUUACUGUAGAGUGGGCAAUGAAUUACCUGCUUGGCUUAGGCUACCGUGACUUUUCUCUUGAGGGUAUAAGGAAUUGUUUGAAUCAAAAUCAGCCCAUGGUGGCCGUCGCUGGAAGAUACCAACAACCUCCUGAGGGAUAUGAAGGGACGGCUGGGGAGAGAGGCAUUUAUACAGGUCUGCGGAAUGGGAAAGAAAUUGAGCUUUACCCGAGGCUAUGGGACGCGGACGAUGAACCGCGUCAUAGGAACAGGUCGGACGGCCUGAGGGUAUGGUACCCUCCCCCUUGGCAUGUAUACGAUCGAGGAAGCCCGUGA